AUGGCCCCGCGCGGCGAAGCUCGCAACGAGGUGCUGUACGUGCAGCUUCAUCGGCGCAUGGUGGAGAGCGGGGAAUGGGACCGGCUGUCUGCGGUGCUCAUGCGGGAGCUGAACGAAUACGGGUGGCUGGAUGACAUGCGGCACAGGAGUAAAGAGAUGGCGCGCGGCAUGGAGCGCCCGACGGUAGAGCAGCUCAUGGCAGGGCUUCGCGCGCACGCAGAGGCGUCAGUACCGGCAGGGGUGAGACAGCAGGUAGUGGGGAUGCUAAGGCAGUAUAUGGAGAAGCAGGUAGACGGCUGA
Sparassis crispa is the source of this 300-nucleotide messenger RNA. Its product is annotated as Transcription and mRNA export factor SUS1. Gene Ontology annotation, cellular component: DUBm complex; nuclear pore; SAGA complex. The transcript has 4 exons. The record is from RefSeq and is a predicted model, not a curated record. Lineage: Eukaryota; Fungi; Basidiomycota; Agaricomycetes; Polyporales; Sparassidaceae. Bases 1 to 300 code for a protein of 99 amino acids. Gene Ontology annotation, biological process: poly(A)+ mRNA export from nucleus; positive regulation of DNA-templated transcription; regulation of transcription by RNA polymerase II. Gene Ontology annotation, molecular function: transcription coactivator activity; chromatin binding.